Hevea brasiliensis (rubber tree) is the source of this 1040-nucleotide messenger RNA. RefSeq names its product protein CURLY FLAG LEAF 1. Lineage: Eukaryota; Viridiplantae; Streptophyta; Magnoliopsida; Malpighiales; Euphorbiaceae. The record is from RefSeq and is a predicted model, not a curated record. Gene Ontology annotation, molecular function: protein binding. Bases 287 to 856 code for a protein of 189 amino acids. The transcript is spliced from 2 exons.
UUAAGAACCCUCUUAAGUAGUCACGCCCUCUCUUGCAUGACUCCACCAAAUCCAAAGGAGAGGAAUUGGGUUAUGUACUACUACGCUUCACUCUCUGUUUGUUUACAAAGUUUCCUCAAUUGGGUUCUCUUCAUUUUCUUCUCUUCACUCUUCUAUCUUUCCUCAACCUUGAAAGCUAAGGUAAUGCAGAGCAAAAGCUGUGUGUAGACAGAGAGAGUCUUGUUAAUAUAUGUUUACGUAUUGAAAUAUAUUGAAUCUGAGAAAGGGUAAGAGUUUUUGGAGGAUAAUGGAACUUACAGAGCUCUCCUUGGCUCCAACUCAGUUUGUUGUUGAAAAAAGCGUGAAUAGUUCAUCUUCAGAAUCUGAAAACAACUUUUCCAGUUCCAGUAGCAGCAGGAAAAGGAAAUACUUAUCAGAAUCUGUUGAUCUUCAUGUUAAAGACCCUCUUCCUCUGGAUUGGGAGCAAUGCCUUGAUCUUGAUUCAGGUAAAAUGUAUUAUCUGAACAGGAAGACAUUGAGAAAGAGUUGGAAUUGGCCCAAGGUGGAUCAAAAGCUAGAUCUUGAACUCAACAUUUCACCACUCUCUGAUUGCCCUGAUCAUCAUCAAUGCAGAAGCUCUAAUAAUUCAUCACUUGAAGAUUACUCAAAGAAGCUUCAUGCUUCAUUAUCAAGCUGCAGCAACAAUAGUAUGGUAGCAUUGGCUUGCUUGAAUUGCCAUCUUCUUGUCAUACUCUCAAGAUCCUCUCCUUCUUGCCCCAACUGCAAGUAUGUCCAUUCCCUUCCUACCCAUCAAGCUCCUCCACAGCCUAAAAUGUCUCCUACAAAGUCCCUCAGCACCUUAAGCCUCUUGAAAUAGACAUGCAUGAAAUAGAAAAUAGAGAGAGAGAAAUUAAGGAGUGGGAUAAGAUGAUGCAUAGAUAUGAUCUUCAUGACCCUUAUGAUAUAUAAAUCAAAUUAAGCUACUAUGCCAUGUUCCCUUUUUUCGAUGUUUGAUGAUCAAAAAGAGUACAUAAAGAAUCUAUGGAAAGCUUUUUCUGUAA